Molecule: messenger RNA, 1786 nt
Organism: Micromonas pusilla CCMP1545
Lineage: Eukaryota; Viridiplantae; Chlorophyta; Mamiellophyceae; Mamiellales; Mamiellaceae
Exons: 3
Coding region: 1-1629 (542 amino acids)
Biological process (GO): outer dynein arm assembly; cilium movement
Cellular component (GO): ciliary rootlet; ciliary basal body; ciliary tip
Source: RefSeq, a predicted model, not a curated record
AUGGCGACCCCGGAGGAGGAGCUCUCGGAGCUGCAGAGGAAAUACGCGCUUCUCGAGGGCGAUCGCAAGGCGUACUUCGAGACGUCGCAAUGGACGAUGAAGCAGAAUAAGGAGACGAUCACCGCGGCGAAGAGAGAAAACAAGAUGCUCAUCGCGCAGCUCGCGGAGCAGGCGGUCUCGAACGUGGACAAGCCCAAGCCCGAGCAGCUCGGCCCGGAGAACAACGAGGAGCUCUUCCGCCUGCAGUCCUUCAGCAAAGAUCUCAAGGCGAAGUACGACCACUUCAAGCAAGAGGCGGUGCGAAAGACGAGGGAGCUCGAGCAGAAGCUCGACAAGCUGAAAGACCUCGAAGCGGAGGGGCACACGCACGAGGAGGACGACACGCCCGUCAUGUCGACGAUCCGGCAGCUCGAGAACAGGUUCGAUAAGGCGCUCAUCAAGUACAACGAGGCGGCGUCCAUCGGCAAAACCUACGAACAGAUCGUUCGGCGGCACGGCGAAGAGAAGAUGGACUUCGACCGGCAGCUCGCGCUCAUCGAGAGGGCGCUGAAACAGAAGGAGAAAGACCUCGUGCAGCUGACGCUGAUGUCGCACGACGCGAUCGCGGCGAAGGAGAUGGCGAAGAGCGAGCUCUUAAGGGUGGAGAAGGAGGAGGCGGCGGAGCGCGCCAAGCGGAACAAGGAGUUGAAAGAUCGCAGGGACAUGGUGCGGCAGCGCGAGGACAUCAACGCGCAGCUCGCCGCGCGCGCGGCGCAGCGCGAGGCGGACGCGCAGAGGGCGGAGGAGGCGCGCAAGCACAAGGCGCUGAUGAGCGACAAGGCGAGCAAGGAGGAUUACGAGCGCGCGAAGAAGGAGAAGCAGGACCGGAUGCGAGCGUACGAAAACGCCUUCUUCAAGAUCAAAGAGGCGACGGGCGUGAGCGACAUCUCCAGCGUCAUGGACAAGUUCAUGACGCAGGAGGACACGAACAUCAACCUGAAGCUGCUCACCACGGAGGGACAGGCGAAGCUCGACGCCCUGCAGGCGGCGAGGAAGGAGGCGAGGACUGCGCUCGAGGAGUACCGCUUCAGCGGCGGCGGCGGCGGCGGCGGCAGGAGAAUCGUCGACGAGUACGAGUCGUCGCUCGUGGACGGCAUCAACAACAACGAGCGCGUGCGCGCCAAAUUCGAGAAGGUGCACCGCGUGCUCGUGUCGAUGAAGUCCGGGACGGAGCACUUGAUGGACAAGCUUGACGUCGUCGACGGCGGCGUCGCGCAGCCGCCGGAUGUCGUCUCGGACGAGACCGUCGUGGAGGUCCUCGCCGCGUGCGAGCAGAAGCUGAUCAAGGCGCUCCAGGAGGUGGGAGACGCCGCGAAGACGGCGCUUCUCGCGCUCGACGACGGCGCCGCGGCGGCGACGAAGACGAUCAGCAAGCACAACGUCCGCGUCGACAUGAGCCUCGAAUACGGCGGCAGCGACAGCGACGGCGAGGAGGACGAGGAGGGCGCGGACGAGGUUCCCGACCGAGAUCGCGUCAAGGUGAGCGCGAACGAGCUCGCGGAGAAGCUCGCGAAGAGGAAGAAGGGCGGGCGGGGGGGGACGCCGCUGGACGGGCAGGGCUCGAAGGGGAGCCGGCCGUCCAUGGCGUGAUGUGAUGGAUCGAAAAAAUCGCACGUCGCGUCCGUCGUCUCGCGAGCCGGGGUGGGGCGCGCGUCGCAUCGUUUUAUCGAACGCGUCACGCGUCUACAUCACACAACUUCUACUACCGCUCUCGUUGCAUCUACGUUAAAUAUACGUACUGUAGAUC